Molecule: messenger RNA, 658 nt
Organism: Cryptotermes secundus
Lineage: Eukaryota; Metazoa; Arthropoda; Insecta; Blattodea; Kalotermitidae
Exons: 4
Coding region: 244-561 (105 amino acids)
Biological process (GO): negative regulation of biosynthetic process
Source: RefSeq, a predicted model, not a curated record
UAUAAGGAAACAGCGGAGAUUUCCAAGUACAAUAAUAAUUAUUUUCUUUUUAUUAAAAGAACUAUGUUUUUAAAAUAAUAUGUGUAGUGUAUGUUCUUUCCCAUUGCAAGAGAUAACAGCUCGUUCCAGUCAUUACUUCUCUGAUUUUGACAUGAAAUUGGAUAUGAGCAGAGAAGAGGUGAAGUUGCUAUGCUAAAAUUACAUUUGUAAGCUGGUGUGAAGUGUGACUGAAGUUUCAAAUCAAUGCCCUACAUCUUAGUGAGGGGCAAUCUCUCAUCUUACGGGAAAGACUACCCAUGGCGAGUUCUUGUUUCAGGCUUGAAAGCAUGUGACAUUGAACAGUUGAAAAGAUUUGCCUCAGGUGGGUAUUGUGAUGAAUCUACAAUUGUGUACCUGCAGCAUCCUUGCGUUGUUCUAACUGCUCUCGAAGUUUUAGGAUAUCAAGUUGUUGCAUCUUCAUCCACAUCAAUUAAACAAGACUAUAAUGAGUAUAUGUGGACAAUGAGAAAGGAAUUUACAGAGCCAGAACCUGUUUUCACUAAGCCAACAUUGAAGCAGUAGUCAUGAAUAUGUCUGUACCAACAUAUUAUUAUAUAGCAGUGAAGGGUUCUUUGUAUGCAAGUGACUGCUCAGUCUUUGGACUAAUUCCAGCAGAAGU